CCAACAGCUACAAUAAGGCCGUCAAGACAGAAACACCAUCUUGGGUCCAACUAUAUAAAAGAAGAAUAAACCAUCCCGCAACUACCGCAUUUUCUUUCCGGUCAACCAUCUCCAAAUCCAACAUCCCAAACUACCUCUACCAAAAUGUGCAUGAGCGCGACUUGCCCUACCUGCUCCAAGCAAGCGUGGCGUGGCUGCGGCUCCCACGUCCCCUCCGUCUUCGCGGGCGUCCCCGAAGACAAGUGGUGCACCUGCGAGCCCAAGGUCGAAGUCAACGGCGUUCAGUAUCCUCCUCAGGCGAAGUCUACGGGCUUUUUCAGCGGACUGAUGGGUGGUAAAUAAGCGGGAUGAUACCAUGGCGUUCAUGAACGACGGGGUCGAGAAAACUUGGGAUGAUGAUGGGAUGCUUUAAAUCGACAAUCAAACAUAACAAGACCACUGAUGUUCGGAACUAUAUGCCCGGCAUCGGCGUCGUCAUGAGGGGUCCGAGGGGGCCUUUGCACUUGCUGCCUUUCAUUGAUUGGUACAUUUCACUCAAGUUCUCGGCUUGCACUGGCCUGGCUUUCUCUAUCAAUGACUUUUGCUGACUCA
Neurospora tetrasperma FGSC 2508 is the source of this 591-nucleotide messenger RNA. RefSeq lists its product as uncharacterized. The transcript is spliced from 2 exons. Bases 145 to 342 code for a protein of 65 amino acids. Lineage: Eukaryota; Fungi; Ascomycota; Sordariomycetes; Sordariales; Sordariaceae. The record is from RefSeq and is a predicted model, not a curated record.